Molecule: messenger RNA, 1473 nt
Organism: Dendronephthya gigantea
Lineage: Eukaryota; Metazoa; Cnidaria; Anthozoa; Malacalcyonacea; Nephtheidae
Exons: 1
Coding region: 1-1473 (490 amino acids)
Biological process (GO): DNA integration
Molecular function (GO): nucleic acid binding
Source: RefSeq, a predicted model, not a curated record
AUGGUUAUGUCAAAGUCCCGCGUAGCUCCACUGAAAAAGUUAACCCUACCACAACUGGAAUUGAUGGCCGCUGUCACAGGUGCAAGACUUGCCUCCUAUUUGUCUUGUCAUCUAAAACUAACCGAAACCGUGUUCUGGUCCGACAGUCAAAUCGUCUUACACUGGCUUUUUUCCCAAAAGGAGCUAAAGAGUUUCAUUAAAAAUCGCGUCAAGGAAAUCCACCAACUCACCAACAAUGCCACUUGGAAUUAUUGCCCAACUUCCGACAACCCAGCGGAUCUCUUAACACGAGGAAUCUCCGCAGACAGCCUUUCCAAAUCCACCUUGUGGGACAAUGGCCCACAUUGGCUGACAAAUCAUGCAAACUGGCCAGAGUGGAAACCUAACAUGGUUCUUCUCCAGUCCUCCCUGAACAAAGAUCAAGAUACGAACGAAGCCCCUCCUACAAACCCUGACACGCCUGAGUCAACAAAACGUUCACCUACCAACAUCAAGCAGAUUAUCACCCCUACCAAAUUCAGUGACCUCCAGCGCCUACUACGCACCACAGCCUGGGUACUUCGUUUCGUCAACGCCUUGAAGAAAGUCAACCCACCAAAAGAGAAGGUACUAAAGGUACACGAAAUUGAAAAUGCGAGAAUGAUUUGGAUACAUGAAAUCCAAAACGACGUGUUCAGUAACGAACUUGCCAACAUCCAAAGACCGAAGACCCCCCGCCUACCCCUCGUACGCCAACUUCGUCUAUUUACUCUGAGUGACGACAUAAUUCGUUGCGGUGGUAGAAUUCACAAUGCACCAGUGGACCACUCCACAAGAUUUCCCAUACUUCUACCCGCAAACCACCAUUUCGCCAUGCUGAUCGUCAAUGAUGCACACAGAAGGUUGCAACACGCCGGUUUAAAUCAAACCCUGACAGAUAUUCGCCAGAAAUACUGGAUUCCAACAGCACGCCAAUACAUCAAGAAAACACUUCGUCGAUGUGUUACAUGUCGAAAGACCUUCGGAACACCCUACACCGCUCCGGAUCCGCCUCCACUUCCAACGUACCGAAUGACUGACUCCCAUCCAUUCAGUGUUACUGGGGUAGACUUCACCGGAGCCAUCUACGUGAAAACACCAAGGGGUCAAGAAAAGGUCUACAUCUGUUUGUUUACUUGUGCAAACACACGCGCAGUCCACCUGGAAGUCGUCACCAACUUAACCGUUCCGACCUUCAUGUCCGCCUUCCGAAGAUUUGUGAGUCGCAAGUCCCUCCCCAAAAUUAUAUCUGACAAUGCCUCAACCUACCAGUCCGCCGCCGAAGAGUUAACCCAACUAUUCAACUCAACUGAGUUGGAAACCAACCUUAGUAAAAGGGGAACACAAUGGAAAUUCAUCCCGAAACGAGCACCGUGGUACGGCGGUUUCUGGGAACGCUUAAUCCGCGACUUCGCCGCUAGAAACACGUGUAGUGUCAUGUGGUCAAAAUCCUGA